AUGCAGAUGCUCACUACAUGUCUGUCUCCAGCAGUCUACAAGAUGGUGUGUCAGCUUGGGUUUGAGAUCCAGGACCAUAUAGAGAUUUUAAAUAUUUUAGACGAGGACAAUCAAGUGUGUUGGGAUGCAAUAUGUAGCAAAGUUUGUCAUGCGUCUUCAGAAAAAGGACUGGCUUAUGCUGAAAGUGUCAGGCAGCUAGGACCCCUAUGUGAAGCUGUGCAUUCAUAUUUCAUGUCUUUGCCAAAUGAGAAGUUUGAAGAAACAUUUAGAGAGCACUUUCACUGGACAAACAAUAAAGAGUUGUUCCUCAGUGUACCUGCUGUACUAAAAAUCAUGGAUGGAACAAAGAUCUCCCUACUGUUGAUGAAGAUGACAUCUUGUUUAGAGCGUGCCCUAGGAGAUGUGUAUUUAACAGUUGGAAAAGACUGCCCCUUCUUACUGAGGGACCUGCUUGCAUCAGAAGAGCUAGCAACAAUCUUUAGUAAAUCUAUUAUGGAUGUCCUGAGGGUUUUUCUUGGUUCUCCAGAAAGUCUGAACCUCCGUAACAUUUUGUGGCAUGGAUUUGCAUCACCUCAUGAAAUUCCUCCUAAGUAUUGUUCUGUGCUCCUCCUGUUUACAGCAGGCCUGGGACAGAUCCUGCAGGCUCACCACUCUAACUCUUUAACAUCACUUGUCCAUCGCCCUAACUUUGUUUUUCACAGUGCAGAGGGAUUACAAGUUUUUCCAGAUCUUGAUGAUGGAAUACUGUCUUUCUCUGAAAAGUUAGUGGAAGAAUCCCAGUUUGUCUUGGCUAAUAUGGUACCCUACUGGAAGGAGGCCAUUACAGCCUUCAGACAAGUCAGGUAUGCAGACUGUGCCAUACUAAUACUUAUACAGCUUGAAACUGGUCUGAGACUCAUCUUUACCACUGUUAAUAACUGUCCAGAUCGGCUGCUCACUGCUGAAUCUAACAUUCUUUACACAACCUUCGACGAGAUUUUGGCAAAACAUUUGAAUGAUGCAUCUGACAACCAAGUGCCUAAUUCACUGGGAGAACCCGCAAUGGAAUUCCUGUGGGAUGUUCUAAACCAUCAAGAAGGACCUCGUGUGAGAGACCACCUUAGCCAUGGAGAAAUACAGCUCAGUGAAUUUCCCAGGCGCAUUGCUAAUGACUUGUUGGCUUUUUCAAUUGUACUGCUUUAUAAUCAUUUCAACCAUAAUGACACUGACAAGGAAGUGGCUAUAUUGUGUCCACUGUUGGAUGCGGUGGGAUCAUACCAGUCAAGAUUUCAUCCAAUUGCACUCCUUCAGAAACAGGUGUUACAGUGCAUGGAAAGUGUUCAGAAAUGGUGUCUUCUCCCGUCUCCUACUUUAAGUCACGUCUCCAGCACAGAGGGGCCUGAAGAAAUGACAGAUCUAGGUAUAUCAUUCAGUGCUGAAAUCGUUCAUGUUCUCUCAUUGCUUCAAAAUCAGAGUGGCUUCUGCAAUGAAGACUUGGAUCUUCAAAAAGACAAGUGGUUUAUUUCCAUGAAAGCUCGUUGCAGCAAACACAUUUCAAACUUGUAUUGUCAUCGAUGGAUCAUGGAAGUCGUGAAUAUUUUGCGCAGAGUUACUGCACAGUGCCAACUAGUGUCAACUAAUAUUAUUACCACUUCAAACUUAAGAUAUGAACAAUGGGAAAAUAAAACAUUACGGUCUCGUCAAAGACAAAAUUAUAUCCGGAUGCUGAGUAGCAUCAAGACUCUGUCCCUCAUUAUACGACUGAUCCUGACACUAAUAAUUGUCGAUUUCAGCAACAUACUAAGCAUACCCAUGAAGACACUAGCAGAAUACCAAAAAUACUUGAAGUACUUGAAAUCCAUUUUACAGUAUGCAGAAAAUGUGGUAACCUACACAAGUCAAGAUCAGAACAGAUGGGAUGGAGCAAUGCAGCUGACUCAUAGAAUCGUUCUAAAAAUAAGAAUAUUUCUUGAAUCCAGCAAUUGGAGUACAGAUGAAAAAGUAGAUGUAGUGUCGUAA
Molecule: messenger RNA, 1998 nt
Organism: Nanorana parkeri
Lineage: Eukaryota; Metazoa; Chordata; Amphibia; Anura; Dicroglossidae
Gene: ERMARD
Product: ER membrane associated RNA degradation
Exons: 17
Coding region: 1-1998 (665 amino acids)
Source: RefSeq, a predicted model, not a curated record